Messenger RNA from Odobenus rosmarus divergens (Pacific walrus), 1044 nucleotides. It is a transcript of the gene RWDD2B, whose product is annotated as RWD domain containing 2B. NCBI's taxonomy places the organism in Eukaryota, Metazoa, Chordata, Mammalia, Carnivora, Odobenidae. The record is from RefSeq and is a predicted model, not a curated record. The transcript has 6 exons. Gene Ontology annotation, molecular function: protein binding.
AUGAGACCUGAGCUGUCCGUGCAGCCAUAAAAUCCAGGGUUUCAGAGCGACGGCGCCUGCGCACAAGAAAUUUACAGAUAUCCAAAAAUGAUUGAGAUUGAACAGGCAGAGGCCCAGCUCUCUGAGUUAGACCUGCUAGCCAGUAUGUUCCCUGGUGAGAACGAGCUCAUUGUGAAUGACCAGCUGGCUUUAGCAGAACUGAAAGAUUGUAUUGAAAAGAGGACGAUGGAGGGACGAUCUUCGAAAGUUUACUUUACUAUCCAUGUGAACCUGGAUGUAUCUGAGGAAGCAAUGGUGAUGUUUUCUCUGGCUUGUAUUCUUCCCUUUAAAUACCCUGAAGUUCUGCCUGAAAUUACUGUCAGAUCAGUAUCACUUAGUAGAUCCCAGCAGACUCAGCUAAACACAGAUCUGACCGAAUACCUGCAAAAGAAUUGUCUCGGAGAUGUCUGUAUAUUGAAUGCCACAGAAUGGGUUAGAGAACAUGCUUCUGGCUAUAUCAGCAGAGACACCACACCUUCCCCUGCUCCAGGAAGUACAUUCCAGCCAGUUGAUCUCAUUCUCACAAGACUGUGGAUCUAUAGCCAUCACAUCUACAACAAGUGUAAAAGAAAGAAUAUUCUAGAGUGGGCAAAGGAGCUUUCCCUAUCCGGAUUUAGCAUGCCAGGGAAACCUGGUGUUGUUUGUGUGGAAGGCCCACAAAGUGCCUGUGAAGAAUUCUGGUCAAGACUCAGAAAAUUAAACUGGAAGAGAAUUUUAAUUCGCCAUCGAGAAGACAUUCCUUUUGAUGGUACAAAUGACAAAAUAGAAAGACAAAGAAAAUUUUCAGGUUUUGAAGAAAAAGUGUUCAAUGUUAAUGGAGCCAGAGGAAACCAUAUGGACUUUGGUCAGCUGUAUCAGUUUUUAAAUGCCAAAGGAUGUGCGGAUGUUUUCCAGAUGUUCUUUGGUGUGGAAGGACAGUGACUGGGCAAAGGAGUAUUGAAAGAAUUUUGUCACUGUUGGCCUUUUGAUUUUUCCCCCAAUCUUUCUUGAAAGAUGAAGUAAUUU